ACCUAUACUAUACAAGUAUGCAAUAAUUGUGUAAAAGUCUAAAUUCAUUCUAAACCUACCUAUACAUACGUAUUGGUAUUAUUAAGCUGUACAUCUCGGUCUAAUGAUUUCAGUUCAAUGGUUCUGCUUAAAUUUCAAUUAAUGCAAAAUGCCGUUGAUGUAUACGUUUUGUACAUGGCUGCCCUUACGUCUCGGUACUAUCAUCGUUGGAUUAAUAUCUAUAAUACAGUCAAUUAUAAUCGAAAUGGUUUGCAUUCUGAGUUUAAGUAUGACAGAUACCAUUUCUUCUGAAAUCAAUAAAAUGCUACGCUCAAAUAACAUGGUUUAUACGACAGAGAUUUUCAAAGCAAUUGAAAAAGAUCCGAGGAAUUAUAUAACAAAUAUUAUGAUCUACUUUUUGUUGUAUACUAUUAGUUGUGUUGCGUUAAUAUACGGAGCUUUUAAGAAUUCAAUUAUUUUAAUACUACCAUAUAUUAUUCUGGAAUUCAUAAGACUAUUUAUCAUAUUUUACUCGGUGAUAACAUCUAUGAUUCUAAUAAAAAUUAAUGUGUUGGAUUUCUUAUUCCUAAUUUUAAUUUCUGUAAUUGGAGUAUUUCUUUUACAAAUAUUGAUUUAUUUGUGGUGUUGUCCGUUGAGUUUGGUGCAGUGUUUGUUAUUGAACAAGAAAUUAUUAGAGUCUCAAUCACGAGAAGCUGUCGAGUUGAACAACAGUGUGCUGCCGAAGACUGCGGUAAACAAUCAAGACGUCGUAUAUGAUCCGCUAUCUGAUCAUUACGGGUGGAGACCAUUCAAACCGAGCUACAGUUAUCCAUACGAAAACAUGCCACAAUACGAGUACUAACUGCUUAUAGCCACGCAACUACACAAAACAAUUAGUGAAAAAUAUAGAGUACGUACUUAAUACCUUUUAUAGUUUUAUGCUAUGCUGAUGGGUAUUUUAAAAUUUAAAUAACCUUCAAGUGCAUUGAUUCGGAUCGUGAAGUAACCACUUUUAAAGAUGAUGUUUAAGUAUUGAGGUCAAAAUAUAUUUUUUUUCAAUAACUAAUUUAUUUCACGUAAUUCAAAUAAUAUUUUUGUACAACAAUAUUCUUGAUUAAUAUAAUCUGUUAUAAUGCAUUAUACAAAUAAACUUAUAU
This is a messenger RNA of Aphis gossypii (cotton aphid), 1136 nucleotides long. RefSeq lists its product as uncharacterized. Bases 149 to 841 code for a protein of 230 amino acids. NCBI's taxonomy places the organism in Eukaryota, Metazoa, Arthropoda, Insecta, Hemiptera, Aphididae. The record is from RefSeq and is a predicted model, not a curated record. The transcript has 5 exons.